This is a messenger RNA of Saprolegnia diclina VS20, 2019 nucleotides long. RefSeq lists its product as hypothetical. The record is from RefSeq and is a predicted model, not a curated record. Lineage: Eukaryota; Oomycota; Saprolegniomycetes; Saprolegniales; Saprolegniaceae. The transcript is spliced from 2 exons. Bases 1 to 2019 code for a protein of 672 amino acids. Gene Ontology annotation, molecular function: protein binding.
AUGCCACCGAGGAAGAAGGGGGCUCUGCACAAGAAGUUCAAGUCGUGGCGCUUCCUCUACGCGGCCCCGCGGCCGGUGGGAGCCUCUGAAGCGCUGCCGUACGCCUUUGACUUGACGCUUGGCGCCCAUUUGACGCCGAAGCAGGGGUAUCCGGUCGUUCACGUGGGCCCCGCAGCCAUCGCUGCUUGCAUCAAGGUCGGCGAUUACAUCGACGCGGUCGCCUACACAUGGCGCGAGUACGGUGCGCACGGCCAGCACGUUGAUGCCGAAGAACGGGCUGUUACUCAACGUCUCGGCGAGUGUCACCAGCCAGUGGUGCUUGUUCACGUCGUCGCAGACCGCGACGUCACCAUCGAAGCCGAGGCCGCUACCAAGCAUCAACUGGAGAAACGUCGAAAUGCCCUGCGCAAUGUCGCCUCGACGCGGCCUGCGAAGCCCGACGACAUGGACCAAGCCACAUAUGAAGCGCAACUCGUGCAGUGGGCUGCCGACUCUCUUCGUGCGUGGGACACCCGCCACCCAGUACCGAGUGGUCCUGCUGCUGUCGCCGGUGGCAAUGCGGUCGGUGCGCCUCUUGUUGACGACGCUCACGACGGUCUCGACUACGACGACGCUCAAGAUGUCAACGACAGUGUUGAUCUUGAGGAUGCAUCAGACAUUAACAUCGACCUCACACCACGCGACAACGCUGUUCCUGUGGCUCCUAUAGUGCCAAGCGGAAUUGAGCCCCAACGUCACGAUAACGAGGACGACGACGGUCGCGACCACCAGCGCCAGCGCGUCAACCCCUCUGCCGGUCCGCGGCGCUGCAUUUUCCAGCACAUCACGGUGUUUAUCAGGACGAGCGAAGAGAUGCUCAACUUUCUCGAGGCGCUGCCAACCGAGUGGCUCUCGGAGCCGAUGGCUGUGCUGCGCCAGCUCUUUCGCGCCAAGGACGCCCGACGUCUCGCAGGCGUCCCCCUCUGGCCCACUCUGGAGCUACCGCGCGGCAUUAUCUCUGACCCGGAGAUUCUUGGCUGGAUCGACGGCGCAUCAGCCAUGUACCCGAUGGUUUCCAUCGACGACUACAACGCGCCGCCGCCGCCGGUCCACCCCGUGCCAUCCAUGGCAGCCCUGCAAUACAUCACGCCCGCGCUUGGCCGCUCGAGUCGCAAGACGGCAUGGCGGCAGCGCUUCGAGCCGCAAGACGGCAUGGCGGCAGCGCUUCGAGCGCUUCCUGCGCUGCGCGAGGUCCAGUUCAUCUCGAAUAGCCGGUACACGACGUUCGACUUGCUUUCCGUCGUCCAAGUGCUCGCGUCGACCCCUCUCACUUUGGUCUGCUUUGUCCGUGCCGAGUGGUCCGAGGCCAUGGUGACGACCAUGGUCGCAUGGCUGGGCACGGGCUCGCUCAAGACGCUCGUCCUCUUGUCCAUUGUUACGACCAAUGCGCUCGCCACGACACUGAGCAAGGCGAUUGCAGCGUCCGCCACGCUGAGAGAGAUCGAUAUCAGUUACGGGUCGCUGGCGCUGCGCUUUUUCAAGGACGUCCAAGCGCUCCCACCGCAACUCGUCUCGGUCGAGCUUGACGGUUUCUCGCGCGACGACUUGCCGGCCAUCGCAUCGGUCAUCACGAAUUCGCGCCUCCGACACAUCUCUCUUCGCUAUGGCGCCACCGAGUCGCCCGACGCGUACUUCGACAAGACGCUUGAAUUGAUCCAAGCUCUCGGCCGUCUGCGCUCGCUUCGGUCUUGUCAUCUUUCUCAUCUCAAGCUCUCACCGGUGUGCGCGCUGGCCUUCUCGACGCUGAUGCCACGCCUCACGUCGGCAGAAUUCACGGCGAACGGCCUCGAUGACAACGCCGUGUUGGCUUUGGCGGCCGUGCUGCCGCACUGCCAACACCUCGAGUGCAUCCGCUUCAACGCGCAAGAACUCGGCGACGGUGGCGCCAAAUGCCUUGCGGUGGUAGUGCCCUUGUGCCCGUCGCUGAGGGAGCUCAAUCUUCGCGAGAACCGCAUCGGAUCGGUCGGCGCCGAGCGCUGA